UUCCCCCAGACACACACCCCCAGACACACACACCCCCAGACACACAGCUGUGUUCCUCUAUGCACUUAUAGCCUGUCAUGUUUCUGUUACUGAUGUUACACUGGGGGAUCAGGAAUGAUGUUCUCUAUAUGUAAUCUAUACAUGACUCCAUUAACCCAGUUUAUGGUGAUACAUAAUCGGUAGCAACCCGACUCUGUUUAUCCAGCAUGUUUAGGGUCAACGGCCGUGUUGUCUGUCUGAUGUUGAUGACAUGGCUGCAGGGUCCCGUUACUGCGGCCUGCGGUUGCCUGUUAAUAAUUAACCCGUGUUUGUUGGUCAGGGCUCUGCUCACAGUCUUUAGUUACCUCUCUCUGCCUCCCAACACCCUUUAUGUAAAGAUAUCCUAUACAGUAACUUAAAGCUACACUCAGCAAUAUGACAUCAUUAUGCCGGUCAGAUUUCUCCUUACAGAAUCAGCAGCAAUGCACAUUAGGGAGAGACAAUAGUGGAGGUCUUGGUAAAUCUGAAUUCUGUGGUUGUUUAUGUAUGUAUGUUAAGCAGGAAGUUGCCCCAAUAUGUGCGAUGAUAUCAUAUUGCUGAGUCUCCCUUUGAAGGGUCAGAUUUGAAAUAUCCCUGCAUCAGAGUCUGUACCAGAGAGACAGAGGGGUUUAAUGGGUUUAAACCUCGGUCAUCUGCGUGCCACAACAUUAUUAACCAGCUGAGCUAAAGCCUGUCUUCAGUCGCCAGGGAAGUGUACUCAUCACAUGGACAUCGAGUCGCCUCUAUGACACAUGAACUCUAGGAAGAGAAGUGAGAUGGUGAUUCAGGUGUUCCCGGGGCUGCAGAAUGGAGAUAACGUUUCCUCAGCUUGUAAAGACCAUCUAUAAUUCAGCCUAUUAGGCUGUGUUUUUCCUGAAGAGGCUGGAUGGUGCCGGGAGUGAAUCAGUGACAGAACAGCAAAGAGUAAAGGGAAGGAAGAAGAGAGGAAAGAGAGAGAGAGAGAUCUGUGUGCACGGAGUAGAGUUGUCAACUUAUUCUGGGAUACCUUUCGAGUGGUCUAACAAAGUUUUUUUUUCCCGAGUGGUCUAACAAAGUUUUGUCGACAGACGUGAAGCAGGAAGGACCCGUACAGAGGAUAUGUUUUGACUAACAGGGGAUCAAACCAGACCGAAUCUCUUCUCCUGCUUGUUAUUGUUGUGCUGAUUGGUGAUUGCAUUUCUAGCUGCCAGCAAAUCACAGGGCUGCCCACACAGACACAACUGACUGCUCUGGGAGAAGGUCCCUCAGCAUUCUCUGAGGGUUGGCAACCCUAGCUGGGAGUGACAGAAGAACAACGUGUAAAAGAGGAAGAGAGGAGGGUUUGGAAAAUAGAGAGAGAUCGACAAAUCAUGGAGGUUAAGAGACGUCCAAUAAUCGCUGGCAGAGAGAAAGGGCCAGGCCCCGGGCGCUAUGCUCUCCCUCCAACCAUUGGCUACAUCAACCAUGACCUCACCAAGCCCAGUAGCCCCGCCUACACCUUCCACAGACGUAUGAGCAGCAACAUGGUCUCUGUGGAUUGCAGUCCAGGACCCCAGUACCACAUCGAUGACAAGAUGACCCGGUUCGGCCGCGUCGGUACCCCUUCUUACUCCAUGCUCGGCAGGGCAAGACACUCCGCUGAACUCUUCCAGACUCCAGGUCCAGGUGCCUACAGCCCAGAGAAACCUCAUCUCAGAACUCCCUCCUACACUAUUGGCUCUCGGUCACGCUACCGUAUAAUGGAUUCUGUGCCCGCCCCUAACCGGUACACCCUCCCUAACCUGCUGGGUUCCCAGGUGCCCCACAAGCCGUCCAGUGCCAGCUACAGCUUGGCGGGGCGCAGACAGGUUGGCGCUCCAUCAGAAGACCUGUCCAUGACCCCUGGACCAGGACGCUACAACAGUACUGACCCCAGCGUCUACCUCACACGACAGCCGUCCUUCUCUAUGCAGAGCCGGACUACCCGGCCCAGCGAUCAGUCUCAGAAGCCUGGGCCAGGGACCCACAGCCCGGAGAAGGUCCUGCUCCACCUCCCCAGACCUCCUGCCUUCUCCCUGGGCAUCAGACACUCAGAGUUCAUUACUCCUCUGGUGGUGGUUGUUUCCGACUGAUUUUUAUUGGAGUUUCACACGAGUUUAUGGAAAUGCUGGAGUCAGUUCUGAGUUAAAUGCCACUGUGUUGUUUUAAUGAGCACAUUUAACACAAUGUUGGAAAAGUGAGUCACAA
Messenger RNA from Oncorhynchus kisutch (coho salmon), 2223 nucleotides. RefSeq names its product outer dense fiber of sperm tails 3-like 2a (gene odf3l2a). The coding region runs from base 1368 to 2108 and encodes 246 amino acids. NCBI's taxonomy places the organism in Eukaryota, Metazoa, Chordata, Actinopteri, Salmoniformes, Salmonidae. The record is from RefSeq and is a predicted model, not a curated record. The transcript has 6 exons. Gene Ontology annotation, cellular component: cytoskeleton.